GCGCGCGGGGGGCUGCCCCGGCCCGGGGCCUGGGCCUGGAGGGUAGUGGGGGGGUGCAGGGGGCUGGGGUGUUCUCCCUGGACCCCGCAUACGUUACCUUCAUGGCGCAGUGGGAUGGGAGAGCCCUCCUGGCCGUGCUGGGGUGGGGCCUGGCCUCACAUACAUUACCUUCAUGGCGCAGUGGGAUGAGCAGUCCCUCCUGGCAAGCGGGAGAUGGGAGAGCCUGGCCCCUGCGUGUCUGAGUCGCAGAGUGAUAAAAUAUGGCCAGGCAAAUACCAGAAUCUGAUCAAAUCAAGCAGUUCAAAGAGUUUCUUGGGACAUACAAUAAGCUUACAGAAACCUGCUUCCUGGAUUGUGUGAAAGACUUCACUAGCCGAGAGGUUAAAUCAGAAGAGACAACCUGCGCAGAACACUGCUUACAGAAGUAUUUGAAAAUGACACAGAGGAUCUCCAUGAGAUUUCAGGAGUACCACAUUCAGCAGAAUGAAGCUCUGGCUGCUAAAGCAGGACUUCUUGGCCAGCCUCGCUAGACAAGACUGCUGUGUUCAGACUUCUUUCUAAAGCAGUGCCAAUGUUUACUGGGCUGGAAGUGCAGAUGUUUUGAUCUAACAGCUGUUGUGGGUGUAUGCACCAGAUCAGAACAGUGUUUUAUAGACCAUCUGGCAGGUGGAAAUUUAAGGAAACAAUGAUGGGCUACAGGCAAAUUCAUUAAUGGCCGACAGGCAAGUGGAGCCUAUUUUCAAGAGCCUUUUUACUGUGCAGUGGAAUAAUGUUGGUACAGCCUUUUCCAGAGGCCUGCAGUCUGGCAGAUACAGAGGUUUUGGGGAAUGGCCAUUUUUUUUUUUUUGGUGUAAUUCCACUAUGACUGUUAAUUUCAAUACAAAACACAUUUUAUGGAAAUAUAGUAUCUAAAUGUCUGUCUUUUUUUUUUAUUUAAUCAAAGUAAAAUAAUUUCAAACUGU
Molecule: messenger RNA, 962 nt
Organism: Alligator sinensis (Chinese alligator)
Lineage: Eukaryota; Metazoa; Chordata; Crocodylia; Alligatoridae
Gene: TIMM9
Product: translocase of inner mitochondrial membrane 9
Exons: 4
Coding region: 261-530 (89 amino acids)
Source: RefSeq, a predicted model, not a curated record